AAAGUUUAAACAGUGGGUAUGGGUCAGCCAUAAACAGGGUCGGGCUGGUGUCGUUAACCCGUGUCCAGCCGCACCUGUACGCUGUAUCUAUGAUUCGGGUCCUCUAAAUUGAAUCAUAUCGGGGGGGUUUUCUAGGGUUUCUGAAAUCUCUUGCUUCAAAAAUGGCUUCUUCAAAUGGCUUCAAGCUUCUCCGAUUGCUCUCUCGUCAGUCUCUCCGUCCCACAUUCCUCCAUGAUUCUUCUCCAAUCUCCACUGGACAACCUUUCCUUGCUUUUCGGAAAUUUUCAACUUCAAUAUUAACUCCAGAAUCAAGUGAAGGAACAUUUCCCUCUGAUUUGUUAUCCAGGGGGCAAGUUUUAACUCCAGAACGUAAGAUAGGACUCUAUCAGGAUUUGGUAAUUCCCGUUACCAAUUUUAAUAAUGAAGAUAAGGGCUAUAUGGUUUUGGCUGGCGAUGUUUUUGAUGUUCCUAUUAGAAAGGAUAUUAUUCACCGGGUUGUAAGAUGGCAGCUUGCAAAACGACAACAGGGAACUCAUUCCACAAAAACCAUCAGUGAGGUCAGUGGGACUGGGAGAAAACCAUGGCCACAGAAGGGCACAGGUCAAGCAAGGCAUGGUUCAAGACGUGGACCUCAGUGGAGACAUGGUGCUACCAUGCAUGGUCCAAAGCCACGAAGUCAUGAGAUUAAGCUAAACAAGAAAGUUCGUCGACUAGGACUUAAGAUAGCAUUAACAGCUCGUGCAGCAGAAGGAAAGCUAGCAAUAUUUGAUGAUCUGGAUGUUCCUACACAUAAGACUAAGAACAUCGUAAACUAUCUGAAGCAUAUGGAAAACACUAAGAAGCUUCUUUUGGUGGAUGGAGGUCUCAUCAAUGAAAAAUUAAAGCUGUCAACUCAAAACCUGCAUUAUGUCAACGUUCUGCCUUCAAUCGGUUUGAAUGUCUAUAGCAUAUUGUUGCAUGACACUCUAGUUAUGUCACGUGAUGCUGUCAAUACAAUAGUCGAGAGGAUGCAUACACCAAUUAAUCGGUAAAAGCAAUAUUCUGCUACAGCAGGUACUUGGAAUUUGAUGCCAAGUGGAUCUGGUUAUUUGUGGUGUAAGGAAGAGGAAAAAAGAAAGUAGUCAAAGGAUCAGCAGCGCAUGCGUUAGUACUUUUGGUGCCAUCAAGCCGUUUAAAUCCUUGGCUCACCCUUCCAUAUUGUAAUAAACUGUGAGAUAUUCCUGCUCUCCGAGUAAAAAGAAAUUUUAGAGGGUCAAAAGUUAAUUAGGGAGGAUAUUAUGGUUGAUCGCCAGUUUGUAGUAUUCUUCUGUGUUUUUACUUGAGUAUUACUUUGAAUUUUCCAA
This is a messenger RNA of Daucus carota subsp. sativus, 1343 nucleotides long. RefSeq lists its product as uncharacterized. The record is from RefSeq and is a predicted model, not a curated record. Lineage: Eukaryota; Viridiplantae; Streptophyta; Magnoliopsida; Apiales; Apiaceae. Gene Ontology annotation, biological process: translation. Gene Ontology annotation, cellular component: ribosome. Gene Ontology annotation, molecular function: structural constituent of ribosome. The coding region runs from base 162 to 1031 and encodes 289 amino acids. The transcript has 7 exons.